This is a messenger RNA of Rhipicephalus sanguineus (brown dog tick), 3829 nucleotides long. It is a transcript of the gene Spt20, whose product is annotated as transcription factor SPT20 homolog. NCBI's taxonomy places the organism in Eukaryota, Metazoa, Arthropoda, Arachnida, Ixodida, Ixodidae. Gene Ontology annotation, cellular component: SAGA complex. The transcript is spliced from 21 exons. Gene Ontology annotation, molecular function: transcription coregulator activity. The record is from RefSeq and is a predicted model, not a curated record. Bases 283 to 2481 code for a protein of 732 amino acids. Gene Ontology annotation, biological process: regulation of transcription by RNA polymerase II.
UGACACUGGUCAAAAUGGUGCCCUAGUUGGCGUUUGCGAAGCUGAGUUUUUUAACAAGUUUCCUCGAAACGGCGUUCAAAAUGAUCUGGAGCAGAUCCUUACGUAUACGUCGUGAUCUUAGCAUAUGUAUAUGUUAGCAAGAAUGCGCAAAGAUGCGCUUGUCAGUGACAAUGUAUUUGUGUACACGUGCGGUGGUAAACGGACGCUCAAAUGAGAAGAGUCCAGUGCGUCUGUGUAAACAUCAGCUGACGGAUUUCGCAAAUCACUCACUUGAUUGACUCUAUGUCAUCAAUGACUACAAUCUCAUCUUGCCUUCAACAGGCAAACGUAUUGUUGCAAACAGCCAAGCAGCAGCCUGGGAAGUUAAGUCGUGAACAUCGCAAAGAAAAAUACCCAUCGUUGCAACAGAAGCUGACUGAACUGUAUUUGUCCGAAUGCAAUUUUAAUCUGAGGAACAAGAAUUUAUACAAUGGCUCAAAUCUCCUGGGAAAGCUUGUGUCCAAGGAGAAAUUGAAUUGCCUCGUCCUGAACCUCUAUGCCGGCAACGAAGGCUACUCGCUCAUGCUGAAAACCAGGAAUGGCACAGAAACAGAAACUAUUCGCCUGCCUUACGAGGAAAGUGAACUGUUGCAGUACAUCGACAGUGAAGAGCUUCCACCAAUCCUUGUUGACCUUUUGGAAAGAUCUCAGGCACCAGUUUUCUACAGCGGCUGCAUAGUUGUUGAAGUACGGGACCACAGGAGGUGCUUACCAACAAUGGGCACAUUUGCCACGCAUUAUGUGCUCCUAAAACCGACAACUCAGUCUGUGCUCUGCGACGUGGGCCUGGUGGCGCGUGGCGAUGGCCACUCGUGGAGUCUUGAGGAUAAGCUCUACCUGGAAGCGGCACUGGUCAUGGCCACUGCCGAGCCACUCUGCCUGGAGCCCACAGUGGGUGUGGCCGUUGUCUCCAACUGGCUGCAGCACAAGAAGGCUCGCCUCAGCAACCACAUGAUCAGCAGGAUGGCAAAGAAACACAGCCAAGUGGCCAUCAAUCGUCGGAAAAAGCUGGAGCAGUGUGCGACACCACCAUACCUGAGGGCGCACGACUUCAUCACGCAGUACCGCAAGAGGGUACCAGCACCGACACCGCUGCCAACCAUGCCUUCCAAACAGGCUGAUAUCUGGGUGCAGAAAAGGGCGGCAAUGCCAGUGCCCCAAAAGAUUGAGGUGGAAAAACUGGCACGCGUCAAGGAAUCCUCCGCGCCAACAAUGGACAACACACCGCUGGUGGUGCAGGAGUUUGUACUGGAAACGGAGCCUAACACGGGCAAGCUAACCCGUGUAACCAUCCUCCAAAGGCCCACCGACGAACAGUUCUUCGGCCGUCUCUACGUUGAUCGGGAAGGGAACAACAAGGGCACUAGCUGCGAAUUCAACCUUGGCAGUCAAGCCAACGUUACCAGGUACCUGGACCAGUUCCGAGAGAUUUUCACCGAGGAGGGCCGCAAGGCUGUGAAGAUCACCCACCUCGUUCCUGGCAAACCACCAGUGGUCCUUGACCCCCAGAGCAUGUCUGGUGGCUUGGAUGAACACUGUGAACCAUCGGCAGCAGUGCCAACCAUGAAGGCACAAGAACAGCUCAGUGAAUCACCACCUGUGCUAGCUACUGCUGAGAACAGGAAAGAGCCAGUGAACAUAAAUAUCCUGGAACCCAACCACGGUCACACAGUGUGUCCCGAUGACGCUACCAGCAAACCAAACCAGGCAUCCACUAUUUCAAACGCACUGCCAGCGCAGUCACCGGAGGUGGUCAGUCUUCCUAACAUCAGCUUAUCACAGAAUGUUGGCCUGCAUAAUUUGAUGUCUCUGACGGGCGUCAAUUUGUCCUCUGCCAUUCCUGUGCCUAUUUCACUGACCAUGGUGCCUGUGACUCAGUCUAGCGUGCUUGUUGGAGCAACUGGAAGCCUGCAUGGUCAGAUCCAAGACUCAUCUGUGCAGAAUAUUCAGUCUGCAGCGAGUGUAGCACAGACAACAAAUGUGGCAUCCAUGGCACCAUCGGCUGUCAUUGUGUCCUCUGGAGGAAUGGUGAACCCAGUGUCAACGGUGCUGAGCCCCGCAUCAGGUGUGCUCUCCAUGCCGCUGACAGUGGCCACCCUUGGGGCACAAACACUGACAGCCCAAUUGGUGGCGCCCACCCUGAAGGCUGCACCUCCACAGGCCGUUCGCAGCACUCCCGCACCUGUCUCUCUGCUCCAGGUUCCUGGGGGCCAGCAGACACUGCCACUAAUUGGGACGCUGCCUCGGCAGAUGCCUCCAGCUGCAUCAAAUGUUGUAAACAAUGCCACAGGACCGACGACUGUGCACAAUCAGCAGCUGCAAAUGGCCCUGCAAAAGCAGCUGCAACUUCAAGCGCACAGCACAGCUCCUCAGCAGUCCAGUGGAGGCAGUGGUGGGGCUGCCGCGAGGCAACGCAGCCGUAAAAAGUCUGGCAAAACGUAGCAUCGCUCGAGAGCCAUUUCUAUAGGUCAACUGCAACAAAAUUUUACAAUUAGUGUACGAUAUCGAAGCAAUCCUGGCAACUUCAGAGCUGGCAGUCGUGAAAUUAUGUGAUUAACAUCCUUCAGAUAGUACGCAAUGGGGUCGCUAAAUGUCAUGUGGACUCCAUGGCCUCAGAGAUUUUCGAUGCAUAUCUGGUGCCACUCAUCACAGAGGCCAUGCCAGUCCGAUUCUUAACUACCUGACCGGUGCAUAACUUCUGGCAACAAUUUAUUGUAUUGCCAGUUGUCCUGAAUCUGAAAUGGGUUUCGACAGUUUAAAAUUUUGUUGCAGCUGGCUAAUAACACUUGUGAUGUUUUUCAAGCAGGCCGUAUUUACCUUGUUUAUCAUCAUCAUUUUCUUUAGGCAAGCAGGUCCCUCCCAUUCAUUUCAGGUUCCGGCAUCAAAGGCGGCUAGUUUCACGAUUUUUCAAAGUCCACUCUAGGUUGCAUGCACAACAUAAUAGCAGCCAUACCUUGCUUUUGCUUUGCACGUUACGGCGAAAAUGCCAUGCAUCAUCAGCGCACUACUAAUCAUCAGCGACUACUUCUCAGCUUCAAAGUAGUCACAAAGCACAUUAUUACAUUGUUAGUUUCCUGCAUUAUGGAAGAGUGUUAUCAGUGCCACUAAUUUUUUUUAAAUACCAGAUUUUACAAAUGUUUUAAACCUUGCAACUAGAUGGACAGUUUUCAGUGCAUGUCUGUUGAAACUGGUCGCCAAUCACAUUGUUAGUUUGUUCCUGCAUCUUGAGAAAUCGUCCUCCACAUUAAGUGUUCACUCCAGGAACACUUUUACACUCGCUGCCCGUCAAACAGUUCCGUAGAAUGUGCUGUUUCUUGGCUUCUAAAAUGUGACCAGGAAAGUUGUUUAACAAAAGGUGCUGAAAAAAAAAGAAAGCACUGUUUCUGCCUUCAUAAACCACUUUCCAAUGCUGUACAUAGAAACAGAUCGUGCCACUCCACAAGUGAGGACAUUUUUAUGCUGUAGUUAAGAUUUCUCUCCCCCCACCCACCUCCCCUCGGUGCAUUGUUUUAACUUAACAAGGGAUUUCGCACACUUUUUACUAUUUCCCUUGCUGCCACCACCCUACAAAUCAUGUAAAGGUCGUAUACCUCGGUCAUACCCUGCCCAAAAAGAUGUGUGUGUGUGUGGUGGUGACAAAAUAUGUACAUACAAAAUGAAAUGUGUAAAGAAUAGUUUUUAACUUGCAUGAAGUGUUCCAAAGCAACUCUUUCCCGUUUUUUUUCUUGAAUGUUGCUGUCGUUGAAUAUGUACAUUUCAAAUGCGCAGUAAAAGUUGACUCUCACUGAAA